Durotheca rogersii is the source of this 970-nucleotide messenger RNA. RefSeq lists its product as uncharacterized. Lineage: Eukaryota; Fungi; Ascomycota; Sordariomycetes; Xylariales; Xylariaceae. The transcript is spliced from 3 exons. The coding region runs from base 203 to 502 and encodes 99 amino acids. The record is from RefSeq and is a predicted model, not a curated record.
CAGAUAACGACGGCCGGUCCAGCUUGGACUCGCAGGGCCGCGAUCCUAUAAAAGGGGGUCGACUUUCCCGUUCUGCGAUCUCAUCCUCUCAGACUAUCCCCCAUCCCCCAUACCCUCGGACUAUCAGUGCCUCCAGAGCUCCCUCGCCGCAACCAUACCAGGCGUGCUGCAUAUCGUUACCGAUCAUCUAUACACACACCCAAUGAUGUUCGCCCGACAGAUAAUAAGCGUGUUGGCGCUAGCGGCAUCGGCGCUGUGUGGCCCUAUCAUGGCACCCAGGGCGUCGAACGUCUGCGUGCUGAUCGAGGGCGACAACCCAUACAUCUUGGACCCCUUCAAUCGCCCACAGUGCGCUUGCGACUGUAUCAAGGUGGCUUGCCAACAGGCCGACCCAGCUCAGACCGACCUCUGUCUUCGCACGCCAUUCCCCAAUAGCGUCUUCCCUGACACUCUCGUGCGGCCCGACAUUGUGUCGCGUAGACGAGACCGGGCCUGGGUCUGACUCGGCGAGCAGGCGAGAACCCGGGAAAGGGGAAAGGGGGAGGCUGCGGUACCGACAUAGACGGAGUCGGGUGGACGAGGCUUGGCGAACGGGCAGGAUAUUAAUAACGUCCCGUCGCGAGGGCGUUUCCCUUCCCUUACGUCGUCCUCCAAGUGAAGAAAAUGAGGAUAGGGCGGAGAGAGCAUAAUACCAACGACGACGACGGGGAUAAAAGAAGUUGGUAACAUCGGAUAGCUCGUAUGUGUACGCAACCACGCCGCGCGGCAGUAAUAACAAUAUGCUAGUAUUCGCAAGCAGCGCACCUCUGCCGUGCUGUGAUGAUGCGCUUGCGAGAAGGCAGCAUUCCGUACUCAGCGUUGUGCAAUUAAGGCAACUUCUAUCUUCCUUAGGCUGUGCGGUAUCCAAGUAUACCACAACCACAGCUUCCCAACAUUCUUCUCCCUCUCCUUCCCUCGUGAACCCCGUCCA